Molecule: messenger RNA, 1719 nt
Organism: Lactuca saligna
Lineage: Eukaryota; Viridiplantae; Streptophyta; Magnoliopsida; Asterales; Asteraceae
Source: the annotation of a GenBank genome assembly
AUGGUGUUCGUAAUGUGGGCGAUUAGGCCAAAAGGCGAGACGUAUGACAUCACAAAUGAAUAUGAGCGUGUACCAACAAUGUUCAGCAUAAAGCUACACCAUGGUGGAAAUUUUACGAAGCUUCCAAACACGAAAUAUGUUAAAGGUGAAGUGCGAUAUAUUGAUUUAGUAGACAUUGAUGAGUUCUCAGUUCAUGAACUAGACGCAAUGAUGCUAGAGCUAGGUUACUCUGUACCCCCCAGAAAGCAAAAAGUUAUUAUUAAGGAGCUCUGUGAUGGUGAUCUUCCAAAAGAAGCAAAUGUACCUCAAGUACCAGCAAAGGAUAAAACCCCAAUGAUAGAUGAAGCUAAUGAUCAAACACAGUGGCAGGUAGAAGAUCAAGGUGGUGAUCAUGCUAAAUUGGAUGAUGUUGUACAAGAUCAAGGUGGUGAGAAUCCUAAAUUAGAUGAUGUGGUACAAGAUCAAGCUGGUGAGCAUGCUAACAUGAAUGAUGUGGUUCAAGAUCAAGAGGUUGAGCAUGCUAACAUGGAUGAUGUGGUACAAGAUCAAGGUGGUGACCAUGAUAACUUUGAUUAUGAUGAAUUUCAUUAUGAGAACUUUUCUCAUGAUCACUUUGAUCCUUUUGAUGGAGAACAUUAUCAACCACCAGAAGAUGAGAAUGUUGAAGACCAUCAGUCUGAACAUGAAAAGUCUGCUGACAGUGAUGAUCUUAGGCAACAAUCAGAAGAACAAUAUAAUGAACUUGUUGAUAAUGAAAACAAUGUAUCAGAAGUGGAGGUGGAUAUGACUGACUUUAACCUCAAUCUUGAUAAGGAUUAUGGUUGUGUUCAAAUGGAUGGGUUGCAUAACGGGGUUGGGACAAAUGAUGAACAUGAGGACAUAGAAGUCAUUGACAAUGAUAGAUGGGAUUCUUUAGAUGAAGGGUCAGAAGAUGAAAGGAAAAGAAGAUGUGUUCUUAAAAAUCUAGCUAAGGAGAAAAGAUGUAGUCUUGGCAAUGUCCAUAAGGCCAGUUUUUAUGUUGGGCAAAAGUUUAAAUCAAAGAAAGAAUUGAAAGAAAAAAUUGACAUGCACACACUAGAAACUAGGAGGAAUUUAUAUUAUAAAAAGAAUGACAAGAUUAGACUUCGAGCAUUGUGUAGAGGUGUAGUCCCUUUCAUCAAUGCAAGUGGGGUGGUUGGCCUUAAUCCCAAAAAUAAAACCAAGGGCAAAGAGGAGGCAUGUGAAUGGCUUAGAAAGAUUCCUCCAAAACACUGGGCAAGAAGCCAUUUUACAGGCAGAGCAAUCUCUGAUAUACUGUUAAACAACCUUUGUGAGGUAUUUAACAGCAAGAUAAUAAAGGGAAGAGAUAAGCCUAUCAUAGGUUGUUUGGAGUAUAUUAGACAAUACCUGAUGAAGAGAAUCUGUAAUGUUAUGAAGGUGAUGGACAAGGCAAAAGGGCCUUUAACACCCACUGCAACAACCAUAUUGGAUGUAAACAAGUCUCAUGCAUCACAUUACAUUGCUAGGUGGAAUGGGGGUGAGAAAUACCAAGUCACUGGGGCAUGGCAAGACCAACAUGUUGUAGAUGUUAGGAACAACACAUGUACUUGCAGGAAGUGGGAGCUAAUAGGCAUCCCAUGUAAACAUGUCAUUGCAACCCUUUAUGAAAUGACCAAGAACUCAGAGGAUGUUGGUGACAUUUACAGGUGGGUCAAAAAGGUAUAUUGGUUGGAUACAUGA